Cajanus cajan (pigeon pea) is the source of this 1027-nucleotide messenger RNA. Its product is annotated as UMP-CMP kinase 3. Gene Ontology annotation, biological process: pyrimidine nucleotide biosynthetic process; 'de novo' pyrimidine nucleobase biosynthetic process. Gene Ontology annotation, molecular function: ATP binding. The record is from RefSeq and is a predicted model, not a curated record. NCBI's taxonomy places the organism in Eukaryota, Viridiplantae, Streptophyta, Magnoliopsida, Fabales, Fabaceae.
UCUUUUUUUUUUUUUUCAAAAAAAAUAAUUAAAAAGAAACACCUUCAUUUCUCUUCCGACUCUAUAAAUAUUGAGCAACAAUCACAAUUCCCCUCCACAUUCUGCCAUCGUUCUCUCUCUUAUUAUCCCUCGCGAAAGAUAAACACAUUUUAGUUGCUACGAAUGGGAACCGUUGAAGCUGCGAAAAAGGAUGCAAAUGGAAGCAUCCUAGUGAAAAAUCCUACAGUUGUUUUUGUAUUAGGUGGCCCAGGCAGUGGAAAGGGUACUCAAUGUGCAAAUAUUGUCCAAAAUUUUGGGUAUACUCACCUCAGUGCUGGUGAUCUUCUGCGAGCAGAAAUCAAAUCUGGUUCUGAAAAUGGUACAAUGAUACAGAAUAUGAUUAAGGAAGGAAAAAUUGUUCCCUCUGAGGUAACAAUUAAGCUCUUACAAAGAGCAAUGGAGGAAAUUGGCAACGACAAAUUUCUUAUUGAUGGUUUUCCUCGCAAUGAGGAAAACCGUGCAGCAUUUGAGAAAGUGACAGGAAUAGAGCCAACAUUUGUCCUAUUUUUUGAUUGCCCUGAGGAAGAGAUGGAGAGGCGACUGCUUAGUAGGAAUCAGGGUAGAGAAGAUGACAAUAUUGAAACAAUAAGGAAGCGGUUUAAGGUUUUCUUGGAGUCGAGUCUCCCUGUGAUUAAUUAUUAUGAUGCCAAGGGAAAAGUUCGCAAGAUUGAUGCUGCAAGGCCAAUUGAAGAGGUAUUUGAGUCCGUCAAAGGAAUUUUUGCUCCAAAGAAUGAGAAGGCUGAUUGAGCACGUUCUCCUUGAUUCCAUGGUGAUAUUUUAGAGGUCAUAUUAGUAUUCGCUGCUUGUUCUAUCGUCUCACAUUUUGAUGCUAAAUAUAGAAAAUUGUAGUUUGUAUCGGAGGCCGUUACCUCUGUAUUCUAUUGUUAUAUCUUGUUGACUCAUUCAUUUUUUUUUCUUCUUCUUGUAAUAAAGGACUUUGUGUGGGAUUCUUUCUACCAUAAUGUUCACUUAUCCCGUUUAUAUUUUA